Molecule: messenger RNA, 3892 nt
Organism: Caenorhabditis sp. 36 PRJEB53466
Lineage: Eukaryota; Metazoa; Nematoda; Chromadorea; Rhabditida; Rhabditidae
Source: the annotation of a GenBank genome assembly
AUGAAACCCUUGGUGAUCCUCAGUUGGCUGAUUGCCACAUCACAGACUUGUCUGCUGAAGAAUGGCAUGAGUUCCGUCUAUCUGUCCGCUUUCGAGGAUUUGAAGCCAGGUAUGAUCAUAAAUGUCAACUAAACUUUUACUACCCCCUCUUCCCUUUCCUUUCGUUUUCAAAACUGUAUGGGGCUAGAGAUUAAAAGGAAAUGAAAACGGAUAAUUGACGUCCCGCUACAUUUUUUCUUCUCUCAUUUGUAACCUAUGAAUUUCUCGACCAACGCAUACUUUCUCCCAUUUCCGGGAACCGACUUUGACUUUCUUUCUGCUCGACCGCGUUCAUCACCAAUUAUUUUGCCCGCCAGCUGAUCAUUAGUGACUAGACCGCCUCGGAUAUAGGCAUACAAUGGGCCGACACGAAAGGACCUGCUAACAAGAUUUAGUUGAGCCAAUUUGAUGUAUAUGGGGGAGACAACACAGAACAUAACGUGUCUUGUGUAGGAAAUGGGAUGAGGAUGGUGGUGGCAAGUUUAUUAUUAGCACCAAUUCUAUUUAUCCUUGAUGAUGAUGAAGAGGGACGAUGAAGAUGUUGCCAAACCAAAUCUUUGAGAUCUUGCAGGCAAUGUGAUCGGUACGCUGCCGUUCGAAUCGGACACUUCAAAGGAGACCGACGUCGAGCUGAAAGUGGUGAAGGGCGAGGAUCUGGUGGAAGUGAAGGCCGGCAGUCAUGACUUGAUUCUCAAAAAGGGAUUGGAUAGGGAUGAGGUAUAUAUAUAUAUAUAACCUGAUUAGCUCCUCUGCCGCAGUUUAACAUAUGAACAAACAUUCAUUCCGUUCCAAAGUUCAAUUGAUUCGAUGUUUGCGCAAAUCUUAUCACACAGUAUGUUCACUCUCGGCCAACCGCCUCGUGAUCAUGAAAUCUGAGCAUUUCGGCGCCCCGACAACCUUAAAUAUAGGGGGGUUGAGCAUUGCGAUGCAAAGCGAUGCGAAGCGAUGCGAAAGUCAAGUCCAAGCUCGACCCUCUCUUGUUGACCGACCAUUCUAAGUGGUUAGCGUGUAAAACAAAAGAGCACUCUUUUCCGUCCUAUUUGGGAGUGUCUAGGGGCUCGAUGCUAUGUACCUUUUUGAGACGGGCGAGGGUGAAAGACAUGGCGUUGUUACAAAUCGGAAUAUCCAAUCGGCCUACAAGUUUUAUGAUGCGUUAGUCAAUGAUGGGGGCGCCCAAAAGGCCAGGCCACAUUGAAAUUCUUCACCGUAUACAUAAUUUCAGGGAGUCGGCAAAUUUGAAGCGGUCGUCGAAUGCCGUUCCUCUAAUCUGGACGCCGAUUUCAGUCAAGUACGUUUGAUGGGAAUUGAACGUGACAGAGUAAAGGGAGAAGAAGAAGAAGAAGAAGAAGAAGCCGAAUCUGAUUUGAUCUGAUCUUAAUAUGAUAACUAUUGCAGUUGAACAUUUCUGUUUUUGUGACCGUCAAAGACGUUAAUGACAAUGCGCCAGUGUUCGAUUCGGCCGAGUACUUUGUCGACAUCAAGGAAGAAUUACCAACGGGUAAAAGCACUUACAAUUAGCAAAUUAGCAAAAGUUCGCGGCCUUUCCAGGAACAAUUGUUUUCACCGAUUUUGAAGCCACUGACAACGAUCAACCAGGGCCCAACAGUUUUGUGCAGUACUCGAUCGUGCCGGGACCGCAUGCGCAUUUUCUGGAGAUUCCGGACCCGUUCAAACCAGUCAUUACCAUCAGAGAUCGAAUCAAUUACGAGGAGAUCAAAAAGUUCUCGGUUGAAAUUGAAGCGAGGGACCAAGGAGAGCCAAGUUUGGCGUCUAAGGUGCCACUCCACGUGACCGUAAUUGAUGUGAACGACUUACUGCCCAAAUUCAAGCAUUCCUACUACACAGCGAAAUCCCAGAAGGUAUGUACAUACGCGAAAGCCAGUUCGCAACACAGAAAGCGCCCAAAAAACUAACAUUUCUCAGAAUGGCUUAUUGGUUUUUGAACCGGAGAGGAUCUCAGCACAAGAUGGCGAUCGUCUCAACGCUUCGCUGGUCUUUUCUCUGUCCGGAGGUAGGCAAAAGGCGCAUAUCAUUUCAUACCUCAUGUUGCGUGCCUUAUGCGGCAAAUGCAAAGCGAUGAGGAGAAAAAGAGGGAGAAAGAGAGACACACAGAAAAAAAAACAUGUGACGACAAUGUUCUGUACGUCGGGAUUUGAUAAAACAUGAGUGAACAUUUGCAGAACUUUCGGAACACUUCACCAUUGACAACGACGGAAGCGUCCGCUCGAUUAGCCCCGAUCCUCCAAAACGAGCCACUUUCUUUGUGACGGUAUGUUUGAUUUUGGCAAUGAUUUUUUGGUUCAUUGAAUCCACUUUUGUCGAAAUAUAUGCACAUACCAAGACCGUUCAGUUUGGGCAGUUUUUGUCGCAAUCGUUUCAAUGAAUGCGAAUAAAAAUACAAAUCAAACGGGUCGUCGACCUUGGGUCUAAUGGCGCCAGUAUAGCGCGGAGGAGCGGCGGCAACGUCUAAAAAGUGCACUGGUGCCUUAAUUGAAAGCGUUGAAAAACAGAGGAAAAAUGGGGGUAAUAUAUGAGUUCAAUCAGGACCUGAUGUGAUGUACGGCAGUUAUACAUAACCUACACAAGAACCUUGGCUUUGUUGGGAUAGGCUUUUGUUGUUUUUCAGGCAGCCGAAAAAGAUGAUCCCGAAAGAAACAGCACAUCGAUACUGUCAAUCAGACUGCAACCUUCUCUGGCUUUCCAGCAUAACACCUAUUCCACUAUGGUUUGAGAAAAAGUUCUAGAAAUUUCCGAGAAAAUUAUUCGAUUUUAGAUUUCACCAUCAACACCACUUGGAUCAACAGUGGUGACUGUGACAGCCAAUUCGGAAAAUGUGAGAAAUCUUCAAAAAAUAUCAAGUAUUGUUGCAUUCCGUAUUCAGAACGCUUCCUUGACCUACUCCCUUCUGGCUGAUACCAAUACUGUGUCAAUUGAUGAAGUUUCCGGAAACGUGGUGCUCAGAAAGAAACUGGAGAAGCCGGAAACGUUGAACGUUACUGCUAGCGAUGGAGAGACGGUAACUUUGUCUUUGACCGAAAAUUAACCUAUUUUCACCCUUUGCAGGUCGUCUCAACUACCCUGCACUUAAUGACGGCCAAUUCCGAAGAAUCGUGCCGGUCUCCUAUCAAAUUUGAAAAGUUCGAGUACAAAAUGACAAUUGGAAAGUUGAAUGUGCUGGGCGUUGUGAAUGCCACAUCCAGAUCUGGAAAUAAGCUGAAUUAUAUUCUGAUGAACAUGAAUAAGUAAGUGAUGAGAAGUAGUUUAUCAAUAACCAGUCAAACUUCAGUGAAUUCGAAGUGGAUACCAAUGGAGUUGUGAAAAUUCUUCCGAAAGCUCAUCUGCAGUGUAAAGUUUGCGAGCUGAUUGUGGUGGCAAAGGACGGAACACAAAUGGCCAUCACAAAAGUGAGAGAGGACCUUUCGAACUUUGUUUGCAUGUAACAUUUUCAGGUAAACGUGGAUAAUCCGGCGUUCGUUUUGCAUUCGGCCACUGCAUUCACACUCCUCAUUCUCAUCAUUCUUUGUUUGAUCUUCGCCAUGCUCGCCAUCAUGGUUUGUCGGCGAUUUUGUGAGAAAUGGAAGAGAGGCAACCGGAGAUCGAGCAUUUGUUGGCUCAAUGGGACUACCGAUACGGGGAUUUCGAUAACGACCACCACGCCGACAACUACGACGCGGUAAGCUCGACAGAAUUGAGCAAAACUUUUCAAGUUGUUGGGUUUAGGUACGUGGUUAACAGUGACAAAGAUCGGUGUUACGAAUCCAAGUCUCCUGGCCCGAAACGAGCCCAAGGCGCUCAUCUGGUGCCGGUGACCGUCACUUCUCAUGAUGGAUCCACACCUACCGUAUACUUCUAA